Chinchilla lanigera (long-tailed chinchilla) is the source of this 4578-nucleotide messenger RNA. RefSeq names its product glutamate receptor, ionotropic, delta 2 (Grid2) interacting protein (gene Grid2ip). NCBI's taxonomy places the organism in Eukaryota, Metazoa, Chordata, Mammalia, Rodentia, Chinchillidae. The coding region runs from base 37 to 2946 and encodes 969 amino acids. The record is from RefSeq and is a predicted model, not a curated record. The transcript is spliced from 19 exons. Gene Ontology annotation, molecular function: protein binding.
CCUUCGGCACCUGCCGCUCCGCUGUCCCGACUCCAGAUGGGGAAGGACCAGGGCUUCUCUCGGCACUUUAGGAUCUUCAUCCCCAAGAAGCACCGGGCGCGCUUCGACGAGGUGGUGUCACAGGGCCUGCUGGGCAAGCUGUGCCGCGCCCGCCGGACACAGGGCGCGCAAAGGCUGCGACGGAGCCGCAGUGAGGAGCGGCCCGAGCGCCUCCUAGUGUCCACUCGCGCCAGCGCCGCGCCGCGCCGCCCGGACGAGCCGCCCCCGCGCAAAGCUGCCUCGCUGCUCGGCGGCCGUGCCGGCCCGGGGAGCACGCGCAGGACUGUCCGAGUCUACAAGGGCAAUAAGAGCUUUGGAUUCACACUGCGUGGCCACGGUCCUGUCUGGAUUGAGUCUGUCCUGCCUGGCAGCCCAGCUGACAAUGCGGCCCUCAAGUCAGGUGACCGGAUCCUCUUCCUCAAUGGACUGGACAUGAGGAACUGCUCCCACGACAAGGUGGUGUCCAUGCUGCAAGGCAGCGGCGCGAUGCCCACACUGGUGGUGGAAGAAGGGCUCGUCCCAUUCGCCAGCGCAGACUCCGAUUCUUUGGAUUCCCCCAACCCAUCCUCGGCGCUCACCUCCCUGCAGUGGGUAGCAGAGAUCCUGCCAUCUAGCAUCCGGGUCCAGGGAAGGACAUUCAGCCAGCAGCUGGAGCACCUGCUCACACCUCCUGAGCGCUAUGGGAUCUGCCGAGCUUUGGAGAGCUUCUUCCAGCACAGGAACAUCGACACCCUCAUCGUCGAUGUCUACCCAGUGCUGGACACACCUGCCAAGCAGGUGCUUUGGCAGUUCAUCUACCAGCUGCUGACCUAUGAGGAGCAGGAGCUCUGCCAGGAGAAGAUUGCAUGCUUCCUGGGCUACACAGCCAUGACAGAGCCUGAGCCUGAGCUGGAUCUAGAGCCUGAACCUGAGCUGGAGCCAGAGCCGACACCAGAGCCCCAGCCGCGGAGCUCCCUGAGGGCCUCCUCCAUGUGCCGCCGCAGCCUCAGAUCCCAGGGCCUGGAGGCCAGCCUGAGCUGCGGUCCCAGUGACUUCCCUGAGAUGCCUCUUCCUCUGAUCCCAGGCGAGCGCCAGGCUGGUGAUGGCACAUCCCUCCCUGAGACCCCCAACCCCAAGAUGAUGUCAGCUGUCUAUGCAGAGCUGGAGUCUCGACUGAACAGCAGCUUCAAGGGGAAGAUGGGGACCGUGUCCAAAUCCCGGGCCUCCCCACCAGUCCCCAGCCUGGUAGGCACAGCAGCGCCCAGGACUCUGUCCAACAUCUCAUGGCCCAGCGAGCGGCUCUUGCCCUCCCCCUGCUACGACCCACUGUGCUCAGGGGACCUGGCCUCCCCCAGCAGCUCUGAAUCUCACCCCUAUGCCAGCCUGGACAGCAGCAGGGCGCCCUCCCCUCAGCCAGGCCCUGGGCCCACCUGCCCUGACAGCCCCCCGAGUCCGGACCUGGCCCGGCCAUCCAGCCGCCGGAAGCUCUUCACCUUUGCACACCCUGUGCGGAGCCGGGACACAGAUCGCUUCCUGGAUGUGCUGAGUGAGCAGCUGGGCCCCCGGGUUACCGUCGUGGAUGAUUUCCUCACGCCCGAGAAUGACUAUGAGGAGAUGAGCUUCCACGAUGACCAGGGCAGCUUCGUCACUAACGAGCGGAGCAGCGCUAGCGAGUGUAUCAGCAGCAGCGAAGAGGGCAGCUCCCUGACCUAUUCCUCCAUCUCGGACCACAUCCCUCCGCCGCCGCUCAGCCCCCCACCGCCACCACCCCUGCCUUUCCACGACCCCAAGCCCAGUUCCCGCACCGCCGAUGCCCCCCGGGGCCCCGCUCAGGCCCUGGCUAAGCCCCUUACCCAACUCAGCCACCCAGUUCCGCCCCCACCUCCCCCACCCCUGCCCCCGCCUGUGCCCUGCGCACCCCCCAUGCUAUCCCGGGGCCUGGGUCACCGGCGCAGUGAGACCAGCCACAUGAGCGUCAAACGCUUGAGGUGGGAACAAGUAGAGAACUCGGAAGGCACCAUCUGGGGGCAGCUCGGGGAAGACUCGGACUAUGAUAAGCUGAGUGACAUGGUGAAAUACCUCGACCUGGAGCUCCACUUCGGCACCCAGAAACCUGUCAAGCCUAUGCCCGGGCCAGAGCCCUUCAGGAAAAAGGAAGUGGUGGAGAUCCUGUCCCACAAGAAGGCCUACAACACCUCCAUCCUCCUGGCGCACCUGAAACUGAGCCCCGCUGAGCUGCGACAGGUGCUUAUGAGCAUGGAGCCCCGGCGCCUGGAGCCCGCACAUCUGGCGCAGCUGCUGCUCUUCGCGCCUGACGCCGACGAGGAGCAGCGCUACCAGGCCUUCCGCGAGGCACCUGGCCGCCUCAGUGAGCCAGACCAGUUCGUCCUGCAGAUGCUGUCAGUCCCUGAAUACAAGACCCGCCUGCGAAGCCUCCACUUCCAGGCCACCCUCCAGGAGAAGACAGAGGAGAUCCGAGGCAGCCUGGAGUGUUUGCGACAGGCAUCCCUGGAGCUCAAGAACAGCCGGAAGCUCGCCAAGAUUCUGGAGUUUGUGUUGGCCAUGGGCAACUAUCUCAAUGACAGCCAGCCCAAGACCAACAAGACCACAGGCUUCAAGAUAAACUUUCUGACAGAGCUGAACUCCACCAAGACGGUGGAUGGGAAGUCCACUUUUCUGCACAUACUUGCCAAAUCACUGAGCCAGCACUUUCCUGAACUCCUGGGCUUCGCUCAGGACCUACCCACCGUGCCCUUGGCUGCCAAAGCGAGCACUCAGCGACCUGCAGGCCGGCGAGGGUCCGCGCAGCUCCGGGAUGACUUCGCCCCUGGCCUGGUGACGGCGGCCACGCCGCUUCCUCUGCGGCCUGAGCGAAGAGACCGACGCCGGAGAGGGCGGCGGGGACGCCGUCGAGGUCCGGGGUGCUGAUCUGCGGAGCGACAGAUCUGGCCGCGGGCUGGUCGCCGCACAGGUCUCCAGCUACCUCAGCCGCCAAGGCCUCCGCAUGCCCGAGUGCGUCUGCGGGUCGCGCGAGCUGGGGCUGCCCGCCUGGGGGAUUCGCGGCCCCAGCCCUGCGGUGUCCCGCAGGCUUCCUGCGCGAGCUCCUGGCGGCGGGUGGAAUAAAGUGCUACUGUGUGCCCCCGGGGAUGGGGGGCCACGAGUUGGUUGCUAAGGGAUUGUAGCACACCAGCGGCUAGGACCUGCUUUCUGAGCCUGCUUGGAGUGGCCCCCCCAGCAGAUGAGCCAGGAGACGCUGGCCGCACCAAGCCAGCAUCCGGAGGCCCCUUGCCCAGCCAGGAAGAAGGCAGGAAAGCUUGCAGUCUGGUGUCCUGGGACCGCCAAACAGAGCCUGUUUUGGUUUUUUGUUUGUUUGUUUUUGUUUUCGAGACAGGGUCUCCCGAUAUAGUUCAGGCUGGCCUCGAAUUUGCAGUGAUCCACCUGCCUCAGCCUCCCAAAUGCUGGUAUUACAGGCAUACCCCACACCUAGCUUCAGGCCUGGGUCGUGGAAGCUGCCCUUGGCUGCAGCUGAGGAGGGCACCAGGAGGAGAGCAAUCAGUGAGAGAUCUAGGGAAAAACCGGAGUUAUAAGAAUAUCAAGCUGCAGGAUGGAAGCUCUGGUUUUGUUUUGCUAGGCUAGGGAUAGAACUCAGGGCUUUGCACAUGGCAGGCAAGCAGUAUACCAACGAGCUACAUCCCAGCACCUCAGAAUUGAGGGUUUGAUCCAGUGGAUGAACUCAAAUUCACUUUAGAGGUGAUUAGAUCAGGGGAGGCUCAGAGCAGGAAGGGGAUCCUUAAGGUAGUGGCAGAGAGGGCAAAAUGUUUAGAUAGCACUUGGGUGAGCAGGACUUGGUGGCCGAUUGCCAGGUGUCUUAGCUGGAUGGGUGAUAAUGUUGUUCCCUGGAAGAGGUCACGUGAGCGGGGCAGACUUGGGGAUGGAUGACACAUCUAGGAUAUGCUCGGAAUCUCAGAGGCCACUUUCUGUGUGUCUGGAGGUAGGGAAAGGAGUUACCUGAAAGCAAAGAGCGAGUGGAGAAAUGAGCAGAGAGUGCAAGCAACUUGUUUUCCAAGCUGUUUUCUCUUGGAUUUCUUUUUCUCCCAUCCCAAUCAAAUGGCUAGUGUUGCUUCUGGGAAGAAUCUCCAACCCAUUUGGUUCUUUCCCCUCUUCCACAGUCUUCCUCUUUGAGUCCGUGUAUGUACAUUCUUUGUGCCCUACUCCCUACCCCAUGUAAAAAUGUCUAAAUGAAAACAUAUACUUCAAGGAGAAAUCUGGAUAUGAGUGUAUUUCUCCCCAGCAGCUCAUGCUGGAGGGUUUCCACAAGUUCCUAAUGCCUGUGUCUCUGGGAAACAUGUUAGGUCUGUUAAAAUCCCUAUGUGAGAUCCACAGGAAAUGUAGACUCCACCAGGCAUGAUCCCCAGGCCCAGCUAACCCCAGUGGCAUUUUCCUGAAAAUUAGAAACAUGUGCCUCUCCGGGAGACCCAGCCUGAGCACUCAUGAAGGCUUUUCCUAAAUUCCCUUAUAUCUGUUACCUAUUUCCUCCAGCAGUGCUGUAUAACAGACCAU